ACCGACAAUGGCGGAGGGGGGCAGCGGCCGGGGGGUAGCGGCGGCUCGGUGCCUGCUGCCCGCCUCCUCCCCGCCUUCCUCCUCCUCCUCCUCCUCCUCCUUCUUCUUCCCGGCUAGGAAAGUUUCAGCGCCGAGCGCGGAGCAACAACCGGGCCGGGCUUUUGGCAGCCUGGCCCCGUCGGUACGGCAGCUUUCGCUUCGUUUCACCGAGCCGGAGCCGACGGGCCCGGUUCAUGCCGGGGCUCAGCCGCCGUCCCCGGCUCCACCGCCGCCCCCGCCGCCGCCGCCGUCGCCGCCGGGCCCGGGGUUAAACGCGGAGCCGCCGCGCUGGCCCAGCGUCCCGGCGAUGCGGAAACUCUUCGGGGAAAGCUGCCGGCAGCCCGCGGCGGCCACCGGGAAUGGGAUGGGCAACGGGAGCGGCAGCGGGAGCGGGAGCGCCCGCGGAGCUCCCCCGCCGCCUCCGCCCCGCAGCCGCGUCCCGCACCCGGCGCUCCGCUCUCCCCGCGGAGCUCCGCCGGAGCCCGGCCCGCAUUCCUGGCAUAACUCGGCUCGACCGCAACCACCCUCCUCCUCCCCAUCACCCCGCUCCAACGGGGACGAUGAAGCCGCGGCGGCCCGUUCUCCCCGCGCCUCAUCGGGCAGCGAGGGCGAGGGGCAGAGCGCUGCCCUCCGGCCCCGCUCCGCGCGGAAGAAGAAGAAGGAGGGCACGGAGGAUGGCGAUGCCGAGGCCGAAGGCUGCGCUCGGGUGGUCCCCCGGCACCCGCUGCCCAUGGUGGCCCGCGUCUCCAAGGUGAACAUCCUGCCCUUCGGCAGCCCCGGCGGGUCACGCAGCAGCAGUCGCUAUUCCAGCACGGAGACGCUGAAGGAAGAGGAGCAGUUUGGAGUCUGCUGGCCCGGCCAAGGACGGGCUCUCCAGGCGGGUUACGGUAUCUAUCGAUCGCCCAGUUUUGGGGCCAGCGAUGGCCUGGCCUGGGGACAGCCGGGCAUCCGCGUCCGGCCCAAGCUGCCCCAGAGCGUGGCCAAGGCAAAACCGGACUAUGGGAGCGAGAGCCUGCACCAGCCGGGGCUGGAAGGGGAGCGGGCCAAGCACCGCAAGUCCUUGUCCAACCCUGACAUCGCCACCGAGACCCUGACUCUGCUCAGCUUCCUCAAAUCGGACCUCUCAGAGCUGAAGGUGAAGAAGAAGGGGGUGAGGAUCGGCCUUGACGUGGGCUCUGAUGGAUGCUCCAGCGGUGCCAGCCCUUCCCCAGGCGGCUGCGGUGCCGCUCAUCCCCAAACCCGCUGGGCGCCGGGCGAGCGGCCAACCCUCAAGGACCUGACGGCCACUUUGCGUCGCGCCAAGUCCUUCACCUGCUCCGAAAAAUCCGGGACACGGCGGCUCUUCCUGCAGAGCACCAUGAAGCAGAGCUCCUCCGAGCUCCUCCUGGCCUCUACGGACAGCCAGGACCGGGUGGCUCCAGGUGGGGGACAGCAGGGCGACGAGGAUCCUCUCCCCAUGGUCAUCCAGGACCAGUACAUCCAGGAGGCGAGGCAGGUGUUUGAGAAGAUCAGCAGGAUGGGUUCCCAGCAGGACUACGGCUUUGCCGCCGAGCAGAAGGACAGCGGAGGUGUGGAGGGCGCUGAGGUGGUGGCACCGACGACGGGGACGACGGACACGACCCUUCGGGGACAGGUGGAGAGCACGCGGUGUUUGAAGGACGUGGAGCUGGAGGAGAACCUCCCUCACAGUAAAUCCGUGGAGGAGCUGUCGGGUCACGAGUCGAGCGUGACGGACGAGGGCAUCGUCACGGAGCCGGAGCCCGUGGGGAUGCCCUUCCAAGGCCGGCACGAGGCUGUGGACGCCUGGAUGCUGCCCAGUGCUGGGCCGGCAGCGGGCGGCUCUGAAACGCCGCUGCCCGCUCACCCAGUGGCGGUGGCUGAAGACCUUCCAGCUGGCAAAGCCGAGACGCCGAGCACCCCUGGCAGCCUGCGGCGCCGACGUAAGUUCCCGUCAGCGGGCGCCAAUGGGAUGGAGGGCGGCAGCGAGGGUGGCACCGAGCCCUACCGCUCCCUCAGCGACCCCAUGCCUCACCGGAGGCGCUCGGUGGCGGAGGAGGCCAAGAAUUUCUCCGUGGACAGCAACCUGCUGGGCUCGCUGAGCGCCAAGGCGGGCAUCCCCCAGCCGGCCGCCAUCGCGGGCAGCGCGGGCAGCGCGGGCAGCGACCUGUCCCUGGGCAGCGAUGGGCCCCGCGACUACAGCAGCCUCAUCCGCACCAUCGUCAGCCAGCCCGGCGCCAUGGCCAAGCUGGGCGACGACAAGGCCAACGGCAAGACCAUCAAGAAGAAGUCGCUGAGCGACCCCAGCCGCCGUGGCGAGCUGGCACCUGGCGCCUUCGAGGGUCCCGGUGAGGCCAUCAGCGAGCUGGAGGCCAGCAUUCCCCCGUCCAGCAGCGAGCCCAUCCUCUCCGCCCAGCCCGCGGCACCGGGCGCCGGCCGCGGCUACGGCUUCGACCCCAAGCUGGCCGAGGUGCUGUCCCCUCGCGUGGCCCGCCGCAGCUCCAAGAAGCGCUCCAACCGCGCCGCUCACCAGGAGAACCAGCCGCCCCCCGCGCCCGCCGUCCUCGCCAAGGGCCGCCCGGCCGCCAAGCACGUGCGGCACACCAGCGAGCCCGCCACCUUCGUCCCCAUCGCCGUCCCCGAGCCGCUCGUCCCCUCCGGCCACCACGGCCACCACCUCCCUGCGCCGGCCGCCGGCCGCUCGCCCGGGAAAUCCUUGCCGAGCCUGCAGCCUCCUUCGCUGGAGGAUGUCACCAAGCGGUACAUGCUGGCCCUCAACUCAGGUGACACGUCCCCCGCUGCCGGGGAUGGCCCCCGCUCGCCACCCGCUGCCCCACCGCCCCGGCUGCCCCGCUGCUCGCGGCUGCCCGACGAACACGGCCCCAGGAGCAAGCCGCAGGUGGACAUGAGGAAACACGUCAUCAUGACCCUGCUGGACACCGAGCAGUCCUACGUGGAGUCCCUGCGCACCUUGAUGCAGGGGUACAUGAAGCCGCUGAAGCAGCCGGAGAACUCCCUGCUCUGCGACCCCUCGCUGGUGGACGAGAUCUUCGACCAGAUCCCCGAGCUGCUGGAGCACCACGAGCAGUUCCUGGAGCAGAUCCACGACUGCGUGCAGAACUGGCACGAGAAGCAGAAAGUGGGCGACCUCCUGGUGCAGUCGUUCUCCAAGGAUGUGCUGGUGAACAUCUACUCUGCCUACAUCGAUAACUUCCUCAACGCCAAGGACGCCGUCAGGAUUGCCAAGGAAGCCCGGCCGGCUUUCAUGAAGUUCCUGGAGCAAAGCAUGCGGGAGAACAAGGAGAAGCAGGCCCUGUCAGACCUGAUGAUCAAGCCUGUGCAGAGGAUCCCGCGAUACGAGCUGCUGGUGAAGGACCUGCUGAAGCACACGCCCGAGGACCACCCCGACCACCCGUUCCUCAUCGACGCCCAGCGCAACAUCAAGCAGGUGGCAGAGAGGAUCAACAAGGGCAUGAAGAGCGCCGAGGAGGUGGAGAGGAACGCCCGCAUCGUGCAGGAGAUCGAGUCCCACAUCGAAGGGAUGGAGGAUCUCCAGGCUCCGCUCCGCAGGUUCCUGCGCCAGGAGAUGGUGGUGGAAGUGAAGGCGGUGGGUGGGAAGAAGGACCGCUCCUUCUUCCUCUUCUCGGACCUGCUGGUGUGCACCACGCUGAAGCGCAAGUCGGGCUCGCUCCGCCGCAGCUCCAUGAGCCUGUACACGGCAGCCAGCGUGAUCGACACCGCCAGCAAGUACAAGCUGCUCUGGAAGCUGCCCCUGGAGGAUGUGGACAUUGUCAAAGGUGCCUCGCAGGCCACCAACAGGGAGAGCAUCCAGAAGAGCAUCAGCCGCCUGGAUGAAGACCUCAACACACUGGGGCAAGUCAGCAAGCUGUCAGAGACCCUCAGCUUCCCCCACCAGGGCCUGGAUGACGUGAUCAAGGACCUGAUGGCCGCCAUCCACCGGGAGCUGUCGGAGAAGCAGUCCCUGUCCUUCAGCAUGGCCUUCCCCCCCAACAAGGUGGAGCUCAGCACCACCAAGGCUGACGGCACCGAGUCCUUCAUCUUCGAGUUCCCCAACCCCGACGCCCGGCUUGGCUUCGAGCAAGCCUUCGAGGACGCCAAGAAAAAGCUGGCCUCCAGCAAAAACUGCCUGGACCCAGAGUUCCUCAAAGCCAUCCCCAUCAUGAAGACGCGGAGUGGGAUGCAGUUCUCCUGCGCCUCUCCCAGCCACGGCAGCCCGGAGAGCUCGCACGAGGUUUGGGUUUGCAACAGCGACGGCUACGUGGGGCAGGUUUGCCUGCUGAGCAUCCGCAAGGAGCCCACGGUGGAGGCCUGCAUCGCCGUCUGCUCCGCCAGGAUCCUCUGCAUCGCCUCCGUGCCCGGCCUCAAGCGCGCCUACAGCAGGGAGCGGGCGGAGCAGCUGGGCAGCCCCUCGGCGGAGCUGGGCCCGGCGCCGCAGCCCGAGGACGCGGGGCCGCAGCCCUGCCUGCACAUCUCCAUCUCGGGCUCCUCGCUGGAGCUCUCGGAGCCCGUGGAGGGCGGCAACAGGGAGCUGGUGCCCUUUGACAGCGAUGACACGGACGAUGAGUCCUCGCCCAGCCCCUCCGGGACGCUGCAGAGCCAAGCCAGCCACUCCACCAUCUCCUCCAGCUUCGGCAAUGAGGAGAUUCCCAGCUGCAAGGAGGCAGCGGUGGAGACGACGAGCUCGGAGGAGGAGCAGGAGCCUGGCUUCAUGCCCAUCCCUGGCACCUUCGGGCAGAGCCGGCGCGGCGAGAGCCCCACGGACGGGCGCGCCCUGCGCCGCUCCAGCCGCGGCUCCUUCACCCGCGGCAGCCUCGAGGACCUGCUCAGCCUCGACCCCGAGGCCCACCAGAGCUCCAUGUGGCUGGGCACCGAGGAUGGCUGCAUCCACGUGUACCAGUCCUCGGACAACAUCCGGAACAGGAAGAACAGCAUGAAGAUGCAGCACGCUGCUGCCGUCAUGUGCAUCCUGUACCUGGAUAACCAGGUUUUUGUGUCACUGGCCAACGGGGAGCUCGUUGUAUACCAGCGGGAAGCAGGUCGCUUCUGGGACCCCCAAAACUCCAAGUCCCUGUCGCUGGGCUCACCGGGCAGCCCCAUCACCAAGAUGGUGGCGGUGGCAGGGAAGCUGUGGUGCGGCUGCCAAAACCGAGUCAUCGUCCUCAACACCACCACACUGGCACAGGAGCACACGCUGCAGGUGGGGCAGGACGGCGGGCGCAGCGUCACCUGCAUGGUGAGCGCGGGCAGCGGCGUGUGGGUGGCCCUGCAGGGCAGCGCCCAGGUCAGGCUGUACCACGCCACCACCUACGAGCAGCUGGCAGAGGCAGACAUCACCCCCCCGGUGCACAAGAUGCUCGCAGGCUCGGAUGCCAUCAUCCGGCAGCACAAGGCCGCCUGCCUGCGGAUCACGGCCCUGCUGGCCUGCAAGGAGCUGCUGUGGAUCGGGACCAGCGCCGGCGUGGUGCUCACGCUGGCCGUGCCCCCCAAGGCGGCGCCCACGCUGGUGGGGCUGUCCCAGGGCCACACGGGCCACGUGCGCUUCCUGACGGCCAUCGAGCUGCCCGACGGCUUGGACGUGCUCUUCCCUCUGCCCAGGGACACCGGUGACAGCAGCGUUUGGGGGGCUCUGCGCUGUGCAGGGGCCGAGAAGCCGAGCGAGGCGGAGAAGCGAGACCCGUCCCGUCCCCGCGCCCCCGCCCUGGCGCUGUCCAAGCCCAAGAUGUUGGUGAUCAGCGGCGGUGAUGGCUACGAGGAUUUCCGGCUGACCAGCAGCAGCGAGACCGUGGGCAGGGACGACAGCACCAACCACCUGCUGCUCUGGAGAGCGUGACCUGCCCGGGCCAGGAUCGGGGGGCGCCGGCCCCCCCUGUGUGCAGAGGGGGGUCCCGGCCCCCUCCCCAGCGCCCCCCGCCCCAGCACCUCUCAUCUCCGACCCGGCUGCUCUCUGUGUGCUCGGGGCUGGGGGAUGAGCCCCGCUGCCCCCGCCGCCCCCGGCACUCGGGGGGGACCCGCAGCGCUUGGGGGGCUCCAGAGGAUGGGGAGGGGGCGGGGGUUCGCUCGGGAAGGCGCUGCGGAGGAGGAUGAGGAGGGUACCGAGCAUCCCUGGGGAGCGGCCGGAGGAUGCCCGACAGCCAGGAUCCUGCCUUGCUCUCCGGUUUUGUGUGUGCCUGCUUCACGGGGCGGGGGGCGCCGCCCCCCCGGCCCCCGGGACCCCCGGCCACGCCGCGGGACCAGCCCAGGGACAAUCCCGAUCCCAAUCCCGAUCCCGAUCCCAGUCUGCCCGCGGUGUCCCCCCCGGCCCGGGCCUCCCGCUAACCCGCUCGCUCCAUCGCCAGCACCCAGACAGCUCUGUUCGUUUGUUCGUUUGUUUUAAAUAUAUAUAUAUAUUAUAUAUAUAUAAA
Messenger RNA from Zonotrichia leucophrys gambelii, 6458 nucleotides. RefSeq names its product Rho guanine nucleotide exchange factor 17 (gene ARHGEF17). The transcript is spliced from 21 exons. Lineage: Eukaryota; Metazoa; Chordata; Aves; Passeriformes; Passerellidae. Gene Ontology annotation, biological process: actin cytoskeleton organization. Gene Ontology annotation, molecular function: guanyl-nucleotide exchange factor activity; protein binding. Bases 8 to 5887 code for a protein of 1959 amino acids. The record is from RefSeq and is a predicted model, not a curated record.